AUGGGUCUUGGGAGGGUCUGUGACUCAGACACGAGGCUGGACCCUAUGGCACUGCUGGAGUUGGUGCAGGUGCUGGACAGUGAUCCCCGGGUAGGGGCUGUUGGCGGGGAUGUGCGGAUCCUCAAUCCUCUGGAUUCCUGGGUCAGCUUCUUAAGCAGCCUGCGGUACUGGGUGGCCUUCAAUGUGGAGCGGGCUUGUCAGAGCUACUUCCACUGCGUGUCCUGCAUCAGUGGACCCCUCGGUCUAUACAGGAACCACCUCCUGCAGCAGUUUCUUGAGGCCUGGUACAAUCAGAAGUUCCUGGGCACCCACUGCACUUUCGGGGAUGACCGGCACCUCACCAACCGCAUGCUCAGCAUGGGCUAUGCCACCAAGUACACCCCCAGGUCGCGCUGCUACUCGGAGACGCCGGCGGCCUUCCUGCGCUGGCUGAGCCAGCAGACGCGCUGGUCCAAGUCCUACUUCCGCGAGUGGCUGUACAACGCGCUGUGGUGGCACCGGCACCACGCGUGGAUGACCUACGAGGCGGUGGUCUCGGGGCUCUUCCCCUUCUUCGUGGCGGCCACGGUGCUGCGGCUGUUCUACGCGGGGCGCCCGUGGGCGCUGCUGUGGGUGCUGCUGUGCGUGCAGGGCGUGGCGCUGGCCAAGGCGGCCUUCGCGGCCUGGCUGCGGGGCUGCGCCCGCAUGCUGCUGCUCUCGCUCUACGCGCCGCUCUACAUGGGCGGCCUGCUGCCCGCCAAGUUCCUGGCGCUGGCCACCAUGAACCAGAGCGGCUGGGGCACCUCGGGCCGCAGGAAGCUGGCCGCCAACUACGUGCCGGUGCUGCCGCUGGCCCUCUGGGCCCUGCUGCUGCUGGGCGGCCUGGCCACCUUCCCUCACUACUGA
This is a messenger RNA of Miniopterus natalensis, 885 nucleotides long. The record is from RefSeq and is a predicted model, not a curated record. NCBI's taxonomy places the organism in Eukaryota, Metazoa, Chordata, Mammalia, Chiroptera, Miniopteridae.